AUGCUGCUGGGGCACAGCAAGGGCGGCGUUGAUGCUGCAGCUGCAGCUGCAUUGUCAAUCUACUUGUGCGAUUUGAAAGACAAAGUUGCUGGUUUAGCACUGGUACAGAGCCCCUAUGGUGGCACACCCUUGGCUUAUGAUAUUCUUCGAGGCCAGAUUGCGGACAAAGAAACCCACAGGAUCAUGGAGCUUUUGAUAUGCAAGCUAAUUAAGGUCAUAGCACCAAUUCCUGAUCUUGUUGAAAAGGGUGACAUUCGGGCAAUGGAGGAUCUUACUUAUGAGAAGCAAAAGGAGUUCAUCAUGAAGCACAAGCUGCCAUUUGAGCAAAUUCCUCUAGUUUCUUUCCACUCUGAGGCAAGCAUAGCCCCCUCCUGGGCAGGUCAGGGCGGCCCUAGGAGGGUCUGGGCAGCGCUAGGCAGGUACGUGUGCCAUUUCCCGGGUUUAGGGUCUGCUGAGCCACAGGCUGUUUCUGGGUUGUGCAGAUUGUCCUUCUUUGACUGUAAGUUGCUAUCUGAUAUCUUUAUUACAUUUUGCUUUGAUGAUGAGUUAGUUAAGUUCAGAUUCGAAGAAUUAAUAGGUGAUGUCUAUAUUGAAAAUGAAAUAUCUGAAAUGCCUCUCGCAGCCUAUAAUGAUACUGUGGGGAGCGCAAGUCUUCUUUUUGAUAGUCUGGGAUUCUACUCAUCAAUGGAUGACAUUUUCACCCGUCUAUUGACACUGGCUAGUUAUAUAAGUCGUCGAUUUAUUCAAUUUAUAGAGGAUCUUGCGGUCAGAGAUGCUGAUAGAUACUCAGAUUUGCUGGUUGACACUACCAUUACACGGUUUACAAUUUGCUUGGAGAUUGGCAAUUUCUUGUUGGAGAAGUUCUGUCGUAAAACAUUGCAAGGUUCAUCUGAUGAUAUUGGAUGGUUGCCGCGCACUCCUGGCAUGCUUGGUGUGGAGGAUAGUACAGCAAGAUUCUUGGAGUUGCUUGCAGGAAUAAGGAAUGGGGAGCACACAUUGCCUAGCUCAUUUGUCUAUCUGCUUAUUCCGGGCCUCUAUAGCAAUCAUGGCCCCUUAUACUUUGUUGGAACAAAGAAAUUCUUUUCGAAGAUGGGUCUAGCUUGCCAUAUUGCAAAAAUUCACAGUGAGGCAUCUGUUGAGCACAAUGCAUGGGAACUCAAGCAAUACAUUGAGGAGCUUUACUGGGGAUCCAGUAAGCGUGUGAUGCUGCUGGGGCACAGCAAGGGCGGCGUUGAUGCUGCAGCUGCAUUGUCAAUCUACUUGUGUGAUUUGAAAGACAAAGUUGCUGGUUUAGCACUGGGUGACAUUCGGGCACUGGAGGAUCUUACUUAUGAGAAGCAAAAGGAGUUCAUCAUGAAGCACAAGCUGCCAUAUGAGCAAAUUCCUCUGGCUACCUUCCACUCUGAGGCAAGCAUUGCCCCUUAUAAAGAGUAUAGCCGCGCGGCGACACUAUGA
Molecule: messenger RNA, 1455 nt
Organism: Prunus armeniaca (apricot)
Lineage: Eukaryota; Viridiplantae; Streptophyta; Magnoliopsida; Rosales; Rosaceae
Source: the annotation of a GenBank genome assembly